AUGUCAGCAAGGACAAAGUUUACUGUUCGGCCACUCUCCAGGCCUCCGAGGUCCGAUCUUAAAGAUGCCUUGCGGGUGAACAUAUCAGCAUCUGCUCUGCUCUCCCUGAAAUUACGCCCAGGAGACCUAUGUCUGCUGCAACAAGAUGCUUCGCCGGAGAGGCCAGCAAUUGCAUGGCAAGCGGUCGAGAAGAUUCAGGACAAUGUGAUACAAAUUUCCAAGAUGCUGCAAGACCUGUAUGGACUUAAAUUAGGCGACAAGAUAUCUCUUUCAAAUACCAAUACCGCUGUGCAAGAUGCACACGCUGUCAAAGUUAGGGAAGUUGUAGAACUUGAAUCUUCACCUCCAAUUGGCCCUCUCUCGGACGAAGACAGGGCUCAUUGGGCAUGGCUGCUAUACGAUCCUCUGAGCAGAGCCGAGUGUCUGAUGUGUGGCUUACACUUCGAUUCUGUACAAGCUCGAGGUCAGAAACGCAACUUCAUUAUAUCGAAGAUUGACGGAGUUGAUUCACACUCAAGCUCUACGAUUUGUCGAUUUACACCUGCUACCACGGUCUCGAUUCUCUCCCGAGCAGACCAACCAGCCAGCGAUCGAAUGGUGGAGGGGCUGAGAGGUAUCAAAUUGGAUGAAACUCGCAUUGGUGGUCUCAGAAGGCAACUAGAUCAGAUCAAUCUCCUUCUGCGUAGAUUUGAACCACAAUUUCAGAACCUCACACGCCAUUACAACUAUCAGCCAAGUCAAGGCCUUUUGCUUUAUGGUCCUAAAGGAACAGGGAAGAGCCUGGUCAUUGACACAUUGGCUGACAUCCCAUGGCGGAGUGUUAUCCGGUGGUCAGCUGUCUCGUUAGGAAGAAAUGAUCUUGCCGAGCAGCUGCUGAAUCGGUUUUCGGAAUCUUUGCAUCAACAGCCCUGCUUGAUGAUCAUUGAGCAGCUCGAAAUACUAGCAUGCAAGCGAGGUACCAUGGAAGACUCUUCAUAUUCAAGCCUUGUGCCAGCUCUUCGACAAGGGUUGGAACUUAUUCGAAAAGCCGCGGUCCUUGUGGUUGCAGAGGUCAGGCAUCCAAACAAUAUCGACGACAGCUUACGAGCCCAAACAAGGUUUGGUAUUGAGAUAGAACUACCUGUACCCGCUGCAAAUGGAAGACUUGAGAUCAUGCGCUGUAUACGAGGCAAUGCAGACCAGCCUGAUGAUGCAAUACUCCAAGACGUUGCAGACCGAACGCAUGGCUACGUUGGAGCUGAUCUAUUUGCCCUGUAUCAACGCAUCCUCGAGACAGCUGCACACCGUACCCUCGCCCUGCAGGAGAAUAUGGAGCAUCAAUUGAAUAGUCCUCCUCUCGGCAGCUCAACUCACCAAAGUUCCCAUCCCUUCCAACCUGACUCACAACCAAAUCUCACAAUCCUCUCAACCGACAUAAAUACAGCUUUGUCCUCCACCCGCCCCACCGCCAUGCAAGAAGUGUUCCUCGAAACCCCUAAUAUUCACUGGUCCGACAUCGGCGGCCAACAGCACACAAAACAACGCCUCCAACGCGCCGUCACCCGCCCUAUCCGCAAUCAAUCCAGCAUGCAACGACUCAACCUCCGCACCAACCGCGGCGUCCUCCUCUACGGACCCCCGGGGUGUUCCAAGACCCUCCUCGCCAAAGCCCUAGCCACGGAAUCCGGACUCAACUUCCUCGCCGUCAAAGGCGCCGAACUGGUGAGCACCUAUGUCGGCGAAAGCGAGAGAGCGGUGAGAGAGGUAUUCCGCAAAGCUCGUGCGGCAAGCCCGAGUAUCAUCUUUUUCGAUGAAUUCGACUCUAUCGCUUCUGUGCGCUCUGGUGGCGGUAGUUCCAGCCCAACCGGCGGCAGCAACCUCAACAUCCUGACCACUCUCUUGAAUGAGAUGGACGGUUUCGAACAGCUCCGCAACGUCCUCAUCGUUGCCGCGACCAAUCGCCCUGAGAUCCUGGAUCCCGCCCUGCUUCGUCCCGGAAGAUUGGAUAAUCUGGUCUAUGUGGGUCCGCCGGAUGUGCAGGCUCGGAAGGAGAUCUUGCGCUUGUGGCUCAAGAAGAGUGAUGCGGCGGAGGAUGUGGACGUGGAUUUGUUGGCGGAGAUGACAGAGGGGUACAGUGGUGCGGAGAUGGUGAGUAUUUGUGAGACGGCGGGCGGGUUUGCGAUGGAUGAUGAGGAAGUGGAGCAGGGGUCGGGUGAAGGAGAGGAGGAGGGUGGUGAUGGUGGUGGUGGCGUGAAGAUUGGGAUGGAUCAUUUGAGGAGGGCGGUGGGAGAGGUAAGGAGGGGUAUUACGGAUGAGCUGGUCAGGGGUUACGUGGAUUGGGGGACUGGACGUGGAGGGACUUGA
Messenger RNA from Endocarpon pusillum Z07020, 2343 nucleotides. RefSeq lists its product as uncharacterized. Lineage: Eukaryota; Fungi; Ascomycota; Eurotiomycetes; Verrucariales; Verrucariaceae. Gene Ontology annotation, molecular function: ATP binding; ATP hydrolysis activity. The record is from RefSeq and is a predicted model, not a curated record. Gene Ontology annotation, cellular component: cytoplasm. The coding region runs from base 1 to 2343 and encodes 780 amino acids. The transcript has a single exon.